GGUGCAUCCCUCCCAUCCCACAUCCAAACAACUUAGGCUGGUCCUACCCCAAAUAACAAACCCACCCCCAACCUCUCCUAUCACACUUUUUCAACACCCUACCCUUCACCCUCUUUUUAUAAAUCACAAUGCGUCUCUCCACCAGCUUCGUUACCUUGGCCGCCGUCCUCGCCUACAAGAGCGCCUCCGUCUUGGCUUUGCCCAUGGAUGCCUCCGCCGAUCUCUCCCUCGUCGAGCGCGACAUUGACGCCUCCCUCGAGCUCGAAGCCCGCGAGUUCGACUUUGAGGACCUCGAUGCCAGGGAGUGGACCGACGAGUUGGAAGUCCGCGACUUCGACGACCUCGAUGCCCGCGAAUUUGACGAAUUCGACAUCGAGGCCCGUGGAUUCGACGAGUUUGACAUUGAGGCUCGUGAGUUUGACGAGGUCCAGCUCGAGGCUCGCAAGUCUGGCAAGGGCGCUUCCAAAACUGGUUCCAAGUCGGUUACACCCGCCCAAGCUGCGAACUCCCCUGCCUUGAAGCAAAAGACCAAUAACCAGUCUUCUACCACGAAGAAGACGACCACGGCCGCCAACAAGCAGUCCUCGACUACGAAGAGGAAUACUGGCUCAAAUAGCAAGCAGUCUGCCGCCAACAAGCAAACCUCGACCACGAAGAGGAACACUGGCAACAACAAGCAGUCCUUGUCGACGAAGAAGAGCACUAGCUCCAACAACAAGCAGUCUUCCACCACCAAGCGGAACCCUAACUCGAACAAGAAGUCCACCUCGACGAAGCGGACCACUUCUUCCAACAACAAGCCUGCCAACAACAAGCAGGUGAGCUCCAAGAAGAACAAGUCGCCCUCGGGCUCGCCCAACACGAAGACCACUUCCAACAAGAGGAACUCUUCUUCCACUACCAAGAAGGACGCCAAGAAGAAGACGACUCCUUCCACCAACAAGGCCAACAACAACAACAAGAAGGUCACCUCCAACACUGGCAAGAGCCCCCUCUCCACCAACCGAAAGAACAACAACGGCAACCAACGCACGCAAGGUGAAGGUUCCCGCCGCAACCGCCCCAACAACUUCUCUGGAGGUCGUCUCGGUGGCGGAUUCGCUCCACGACCAGUGGGUGGCUUCAGUGGUCCCCGCUACGGUGGCUACCGCGCUGGAGGAUUCGGUGGUGGCUACGGUGGUGGCUACGGCGGUCCCAGGUACGGUGGCUACCAUGCUGGAGGAUGGUACUAAGCGCUCGGCUUCAACUUAGCUAAUAGAUGCAUGGAGUGGUAGUGUAUAAUUAGUGUGUGCGAUGAAUGUUAUUUGGAUGGACAAAAAA
Coprinopsis cinerea okayama7#130 is the source of this 1320-nucleotide messenger RNA. RefSeq lists its product as hypothetical. The transcript has 4 exons. The record is from RefSeq and is a predicted model, not a curated record. Lineage: Eukaryota; Fungi; Basidiomycota; Agaricomycetes; Agaricales; Psathyrellaceae. The coding region runs from base 129 to 1232 and encodes 367 amino acids.